Molecule: messenger RNA, 1242 nt
Organism: Papaver somniferum (opium poppy)
Lineage: Eukaryota; Viridiplantae; Streptophyta; Magnoliopsida; Ranunculales; Papaveraceae
Product: E3 ubiquitin-protein ligase SDIR1-like
Exons: 9
Coding region: 95-889 (264 amino acids)
Source: RefSeq, a predicted model, not a curated record
GGGGUUUAUGAAGAUUUCAAUUGGGGUUGAGUCUUAGUUACAAAUCUGGAUCAACUUCUUGAUUAUGUUGUUUUGAAACAUAUCUACAGCAACAAUGAGUUAUGCAUUUCGAGGAGCUAGACCGGAUAUUGAAAGUGGGUUUGCUGGAGUUAUUCCUCAUCAACGUCCUUCAUUGAGAAUACGGGCAGCACGGCCGAAUAAUACCAACUCCUUUGCUUUUCUUUUCACUGUUUUCUUGCUGUUCAUGAUACUAAACUCGAAUCAGAUAUCACCAAGAUUUCUGGUUUGGUUAGUUUUCGGUGUUUUUCUGGUGGCCGCGAUCUUUCGAAUGUAUGAAAUAUGCAGACAAAUUCAAGCUCAGUCCCAGGUUCAUGCUGGGGGUUCCAGUGAUGGGCUGCAAGGUCAAACAGAGGUGCGGUUGCACAUGCCGUCGUCGUUGGCAAUUGCAGCUAGAGGUGGAUUGCAUGGUUUAAGACUCCAGCUUGCACUUCUUGGUCACAAUUUUGAUGAACUAGAAUUCGAAACUCUGGGCGCAGUUGAUUCAUAUAAUAUUUCCCCUGCUCCCUCAAUGAGCGAUGAAGAGAUUAAUGCCCUUCCUAUUCAUAAGUACAGGGUUACGGGUCAAGAAAGUGAAGAUGCACUGCAGCAGCAGAGCUCCUCUUCACCCGCAUCUGAGAGUAAUCAAGUUUCUGGUGAAGCAGAGGCUAGUCAAAAGUCUUCUGGGGAUGAACUAACUUGUAGUGUCUGCUUGGAGCAAGUCAAUGAGGGAGAAAUCAUCCGGACCCUUCCAUGUUUGCAUCAGUUCCAUUCCUCCUGCAUUGACCCAUGGCUACGGCAGCAAGGAACAUGCCCGGUCUGCAAGUUUAGAGCAAAUGAAUGGCAGGAAUGAUGUGGGUACUGGAAUGCAGGAUGGUUCCCCUGUGGUGUGACGGUAUAUUCUCAGCCUUAGAGUCUCAGGUUCAUAUACAUCCACCUUGUAGUAAAAAUAAAUUUUUCAAUUAUGUAUAUGUAGGUACUAGAAAAAUCAAGUUACGAGGAUAAUUAGACCAGUCUUAGGGGUAGUUUAUUACUUAUAACCAACAUGUACACAGUCCGUAUUUAAGGACUGCAGCUAUAGCCUUUUGAGUUUUCUUUCUGUCGUACUUGGUCUUACCUGUAAGUAAUCAGAAAAAAAUAAAAUAAAUUGGGUAUGUAAAUAUAACAGUAAUUAGUCUCUGAAAUCUGGUCUAUGAGUUAUUAGUA